This is a messenger RNA of Dovyalis caffra, 198 nucleotides long. The record is from the annotation of a GenBank genome assembly. NCBI's taxonomy places the organism in Eukaryota, Viridiplantae, Streptophyta, Magnoliopsida, Malpighiales, Salicaceae.
AUGGCUCCUUCUUCCUCUCCGAUAAUUAAGUUGCUCCAGCCUUACCUACUUAAUAAAACCUACGGCACACAAACUCCUCAUUCUCACCGCCAACUCCUCCAGCCUCUCUUUCUCUCCACAACCAUUAUAGCUAUAUUCAUACACGUAUAUGGUGAUGCGAAGAGUAGCCACCAGCAACUGAAAACUAGAAGAGCUUAG